This is a messenger RNA of Penicillium cosmopolitanum, 1764 nucleotides long. RefSeq names its product sugar porter family MFS transporter. Bases 1 to 1764 code for a protein of 587 amino acids. Gene Ontology annotation, biological process: transmembrane transport; carbohydrate transport. Gene Ontology annotation, cellular component: membrane. Gene Ontology annotation, molecular function: carbohydrate:proton symporter activity. Lineage: Eukaryota; Fungi; Ascomycota; Eurotiomycetes; Eurotiales; Aspergillaceae. The transcript is spliced from 5 exons. The record is from RefSeq and is a predicted model, not a curated record.
AUGUUUGCCACUUCCCCACGGGGUAUAUCUUGCACCCGACCGCCGCCCCACAACAUCCCGGACGUUCAUACUACAUUCCUCUGGUAUCUCAUCGCACUUGAUUUGCAAUUCUCAUAUUAUUUCCUCGUUAUGGAGGAGAAAAAGAUUAGCCCAGCUGAGGAUUCCCUCGGUCACCUCGAACAUGAAGAAUCAUCGGACGUUCUUCGGCGAGGAUCCACGGUAUCUGCGGAUAUGGAAAGCCCUGCACCAGUUUGGGAAUUGCGACGCACUUACACAAAGAGUGGAAUCUCGGGGAUUUUCGCCUCUAGAUAUGUGUUCACAUGUGCCUUUCUUGCUACCCUAGGUGGUUUACUGUUUGGGUACGAUCAGGGUGUGGUCUCAAUCACACUCGUCAUGCCACAGUUUCUCGACGAUUUCCCCAGAGGAGCGAUGAACCAAGGUUGGCUCGCCGACAAAAUCUCCCGUAGAUGGAGUAUUUUCGUCGGUGGCAUUGUUUUCAUGAUCGGUGGAGCGCUACAGACAGGUGCGGCCUCAUUCGCGAUGCUUACCGUCGCACGUUUUAUUGGGGGUGUCGGUGUGGGAAUGCUUGCCAUGGUCUCGCCUCUAUAUAUCGGCGAAAUCGCACCUCCAGAGAUCCGAGGAACUUUACUAGUGCUCCAAGAGCUUUGUAUCGUUACGGGUAUCGUGAUUGCUUUCUAUAUCACCUAUGGAACGCGACACAUCCCUAGUUUUUGGGCAUGGCGUCUUCCAUUCUUGAUCCAGUUGAUACCAGCUAUCCUUAUGUGUGCUGGAGUCUUUUUCAUUCCUUACUCCCCGCGAUGGCUUUCUCAACAGGGCCGACAUGAAGAAAGCCUCCAGACACUUGCUAAGAUCCGCCAGCACCCUACUACUGAUGAACGGGUCAUGGAAGAAUGGCUCGAAAUCAGAGCUGAGUGCGAAUACCGCAACGAAAUUUCCGAGAAAAAGCAUCAUACUCUCACAAAGCCGGGUAAUUGGAAUGCUAUUAAGCUUCAGAUUGCACUUUACGCCGAUUGUUGGAAAAUGCCAACCUAUAAACGCACUCAAGUUGCCGUGGGCUUGAUGUUCUUCCAGCAAUUUGUCGGAAUCAAUGCAUUGAUCUACUACUCUCCAAGUUUAUUUGAGAGUAUGGGGUUAGACUAUGAGAUGCAACUGACUAUGUCGGGCAUCAUGAAUAUCUGCCAGGUUGUUGCCUGUGUGUGGUCCCUUUGGGGUAUGGAUCGGUUUGGUCGCCGCAAACUUCUCCUGGGAGGAGCAAUCUGCAUGUUUAUCUCCCAUUUUGUGAUUGCCGUGCUCGUUGGUAAAUACCAGAAUAACUGGCCUGAGCAUACUGCUGCAGGUUGGGCAAGUGUGGCUUUUCUUCUAUUCUUCAUGUUGACAUUUGGAGCAACCUGGGGUCCUAUUCCAUGGGCAAUGCCUGCGGAGAUCUUUCCUUCCUCGCUUCGCGCUAAAGGAUGUGCAUUCGGCACCAUGUCUAACUGGGGUAACAAUUUCAUCAUCGGAUUGAUCACACCCCCAAUGAUUCAAAACAUCACGUAUGGCACUUACGUUUUCUUUUGUAUCUUUUGCGCUAUUUCAUUUGUCUGGGUGUACUUUCUUGUCCCGGAAACCAAUGGACGUACCCUGGAACAAAUGGACUCUGUGUUUAAAGACAGAAGUACCAACGAAGAAGCUGAAAGACGGGCGGAAAUUAUGGCGGGACUCAGGCGAGAUCCUGCUAGCCAACAGGUCGAGGUAGUGCCCUAG